GUCCAACACACUUCUGAUUCUGAAAGACUCGGGAAGAAAUCAUGGUGCUUUCUGAGCAAGACAAAACCAACAUCAAGAAUGCCUGGGGGAAGAUUGGUGGCCAUGGUGCUGAAUAUGGCGCGGAGGCCCUAGAAAGGAUGUUCGCUGGCUUCCCCACCACCAAGACCUACUUCCCUCACUUUGAUGUGAGCCACGGCUCAUCCCAGGUCCAGGCUCAUGGCAAGAAGGUCGCUGAUGCGCUGACCAAGGCCGUAGGCCACCUGGAUGACCUGCCCGGUGCCCUGUCUGAUCUGAGCGACCUGCAUGCCCACAAGCUGCGUGUGGAUCCCGUUAACUUCAAGCUCCUGAGUCACUGCCUGCUGGUGACCCUGGCUAACCACCACCCUGCCGAUUUCACCCCCGGGAUGCACGCCUCUCUGGACAAAUUCUUUGCCACUGUGAGCACCGUGCUGACCUCCAAGUACCGUUAAGAGGCCUCCUGGGGCUUGCCCUCUGGCCACGCCCUUCUUCCCUCCCUUGCACCUGUACCUCUUGGUCUUUCAAUAAAGCCUGAGUAGGAAGAA
Grammomys surdaster is the source of this 563-nucleotide messenger RNA. RefSeq names its product hemoglobin subunit alpha. Lineage: Eukaryota; Metazoa; Chordata; Mammalia; Rodentia; Muridae. Gene Ontology annotation, molecular function: oxygen binding; peroxidase activity; organic acid binding. The transcript has 3 exons. Bases 42 to 470 code for a protein of 142 amino acids. Gene Ontology annotation, cellular component: hemoglobin complex; blood microparticle; haptoglobin-hemoglobin complex. The record is from RefSeq and is a predicted model, not a curated record. Gene Ontology annotation, biological process: oxygen transport; hydrogen peroxide catabolic process.